AUGAAAGGCAAGUUUGUGGAGACAUGCGUGAACAAGUGGAGAAAGAUGGGGAGCAAAGUCAUACCUUGUGGAGGCUGCGACUACUGCUGCAAACACUACUGGGGAUUGUGGCCUGAUGUCGGUGAAUCCAAGUCGAUUCCUGGAGACGUGCCAAAGGGUCAUUUAGUUGUAUAUGUAGGGGAAGAUUACAAGAGGUUUGUGAUCAAGAUUACCUUGCUGAAGCACCCCUUGUUCAAGGCACUGCUGGAGCAGGCUAAGGACGAGUAUGACUUCACUGCAGCUGACUCCAAGCUCUGCAUUCCUUGCGAUGAAAAGAUGUUCCUCGAUGUUCUUCGAUGUGCCAGCUCGCCCCAGCAGGGCAGAAGUUUUCUCUGUCUUUGA
Messenger RNA from Linum tenue, 381 nucleotides. The record is from the annotation of a GenBank genome assembly. Lineage: Eukaryota; Viridiplantae; Streptophyta; Magnoliopsida; Malpighiales; Linaceae.